UACGUCGCAAAAUUGUGUGUGUUUUGCUGGUGUUCUGUUAAAUUCGCUAAUUUUCAUAAUUGUCACUUAGUCGCCUGUGGAAACAAAUUCGACCGGCGUGGUUCCAUCGAUAGUUCUCAUUGUCGACUACGCCGCGUUACCAAACAUAGGUAAUAAUUCGCGUUAAUUUUAGAUCAGUUUUAAUUGUCGGGAAGUGUUUCGGUUGUCGUUUGCUUGACGGUUGCUUUUAUUAAAUUGUCGUGUUCUGUGCGAAAUGGAGCAGGGAAGCCCAAAAAGUCCGAAAAGUCCGACAGGUUAUGAAAAGUUGACGGAGGAGAAACCUCCCAAGUCGCCUAGUAGGCCCUUCAGGUUGAAGUUCCAUCGUAUGUUGAGUACCGGGAGCCUGAAAUUGGGUUCCAGCGGUUCAACCCCUUCUAGUCCGUGCUCGGAAGGAAGCCGUUACAGUUUUGAUUCUGAUAGUAUCGAACAUCUGAAGAGAUCGGGUAAAAAUAAACACGGGGUGCCAAAGAGAAAGAAUACUAUUAAAAGAAAAUUUGCAAUGACUCUGGGACGAAAAAAAUGCCGCAAAACUCAAUAUGUUCCCUUAACUGCUCCAUCAAUACUCAUCACUUUGAUUUCCGAAGAAGAGGGAUGCAGUUCUGCGGAAAACUCGCGACCAAAUUCAUUCACCGUUGCCGAUAAGAAGCUUUUGCAGAAGGAACAGGAGAAGCUGGAGAAAAAAUUAAGGCAAGUGCUUAUUUCCUUUUUAUUAAACAACGUUAACAUGUGGAGCUGUUUGAUAAAUUUUCAUUGA
Molecule: messenger RNA, 793 nt
Organism: Anoplophora glabripennis (Asian longhorned beetle)
Lineage: Eukaryota; Metazoa; Arthropoda; Insecta; Coleoptera; Cerambycidae
Exons: 3
Coding region: 254-793 (179 amino acids)
Source: RefSeq, a predicted model, not a curated record